Molecule: messenger RNA, 3746 nt
Organism: Medicago truncatula (barrel medic)
Lineage: Eukaryota; Viridiplantae; Streptophyta; Magnoliopsida; Fabales; Fabaceae
Product: disease resistance protein RPV1
Exons: 8
Coding region: 124-3309 (1061 amino acids)
Biological process (GO): defense response; signal transduction
Molecular function (GO): ADP binding
Source: RefSeq, a predicted model, not a curated record
CAUACUACUUUUGUCGUAAGUUUUCUCCUUUUAUAGUUACAUACUAAAGACUCCACAUCACGGACCAGUCAUUCAUAUUCUGCAUUCUCAAACUCUUUUUUCAUCCAAUUUCUCUCAAUUUUCAUGGCUAUGCAAUUAGCUUCCUCUUCUUCUUCAUUUUCCUAUGGAUUCACUUACCAAGUGUUCCUCAGUUUUAGGGGCACUGACACUCGCCACGGUUUUACCGGAAAUCUCUACAAGGCUCUUACUGACAAGGGAAUCCAUACCUUCAUUGAUGACAAUGAUCUUCCAAGAGGAGAUGAAAUCACACCAUCACUCCUCAAGGCCAUUGAUGAAUCUAGGAUUUUUAUUCCUGUGUUUUCUAUCAACUAUGCCUCUUCUUCGUUUUGUUUGGACGAACUUGUCCACAUAAUUCACUGCUACAAGACAAAGGGUCGCCUCGUUUUGCCUGUUUUCUUCGGCGUGGAACCUACUAAAGUGCGACAUCAGAAAGGUAGUUAUGGUGAAGCAUUGGCUGAGCAUGAAAAGAGGUUUCAAAAUGAUAAGAAUAACAUGGAGAGGUUGCAGGGAUGGAAAGUGGCUCUGAGCCAGGCUGCAAACUUUUCCGGCUACCAUGAUAGUCCUCCUGGAUAUGAAUACGAGUUUACUGGAGAGAUAGUCAAAUACAUCUCCAACAAGAUCAGUCGUCAACCCUUACAUGUUGCCAAUUACCCUGUUGGAUUGCAGUCUCAAGUACAAGAAGUGAAAUCGCUUCUUGAUGAAAGAUCUGAUGAUGGAGUCCACAUGGUAGGACUUUAUGGUACUGGAGGAUUGGGUAAAUCAACACUUGCAAAAGCAAUUUAUAAUUUUAUUGCUGAUCAAUUUGAAUGCUCAUGUUUUCUUGAAAAUGUGAGAGAGAAUUCAACUUCAAAUAAAUUGAAACAUCUUCAGGAGGAGCUCCUUUUAAAAACACUUCAACUUGAAAUUAAGUUUGGAGGUGUUAGUGAGGGAAUUCCUUAUAUAAAGGAAAGGCUACAUAGAAAGAAGGUUCUUUUGAUUCUUGAUGAUGUUGACAAUAUGAAGCAACUACAUGCUUUGGCUGGAGGACCUGAUUGGUUCGGCCGUGGAAGCAAAGUCAUCAUUGCCACUCGAGACAAACACUUGCUAACCUGUCAUGGGAUAAAAAGUAUGCAUAAAGUGGAAGGGCUGUAUGGGACAGAAGCUCUUGAAUUGUUGAGGUGGAUGGCUUUUAAAAGUGACAAUGUUCCUUCAGGUUACGAAGAGAUUUUAAACCGUGCUGUUGCAUAUGCUUCUGGCCUUCCGUUAGUUAUAGAAAUAGUGGGUUCUAACUUGUUUGGAAAGAACAUAGAGGAAUGGAAGUAUACAUUAGAUGGGUAUGACAGGAUUCCCAAUAAAGAGAUCCAAAAGAUACUUAAAGUGAGCUAUGAUUCUUUGGAAGAAGAGGAGCAAAGUGUCUUUCUGGACAUUGCUUGUUGCUUCAAAGGAUAUAAUUGGGAAGAUGCAAAGUAUACACUUCAUUCUCAUUAUGGCCAUUCCAUAACACAUCAUCUAGGAGUGUUGGCUGAAAAAUCUCUCAUAGACCAAUAUUGGGAAUAUCGCGAUUAUGUGAUGUUACAUGACUUGAUAGAGGACAUGGGUAAAGAAGUCGUCCGACAAGAAUCAAUUAAAGAGCCUGGAGAAAGAAGUAGGUUAUGCUGUCAGGAUGAUAUAGUUCGUGUUUUAAGAGAAAACACUGGAACUAGUAAAAUUGAAAUGAUAUAUAUGAAUCUCCACUCCAUGGAAUCCGUGAUAGACAAGAAAGGAAAGGCCUUCAAGAAGAUGACAAAACUGAAAACACUUAUCAUUGAAAAUGGCCAUUUUUCUGGAGGUCUGAAGUAUCUUCCAAGCAGUUUGCGUGUAUUGAAAUGGAAAGGAUGUUUAUCGAAGUGUCUGUCAUCUAAUAUUUUAAACAAGAAGUUUCAGAAUAUGAAAGUCUUGACAUUGAACUAUUGUGAAUAUUUAACACAUAUACCCGAUGUCUCAGGCCUUUCAAAUUUAGAAAAGUUAUCGUUUACAUGUUGUGAUAAUUUAAUUACAAUUCACAAUUCUAUUGGACACCUAAAUAAACUUGAAUGGUUAAGUGCAUAUGGUUGCAGAAAGCUCGAACGUUUUCCACCUUUAGGUUUGGCAUCUCUUAAGAAAUUGAAUCUCAGUGGUUGUGAGAGUCUCGAUAGUUUUCCAGAAUUAUUAUGCAAGAUGACAAAGAUAGACAAUAUUUUGUUGAUUAGUACUUCCAUAAGAGAACUGCCAUUUUCAUUUCAAAAUCUCAGUGAACUUCAAGAGUUAUCAGUGGCAAAUGGAACGCUGAGGUUCCCAAAACAGAAUGAUAAGAUGUAUUCAAUAGUGUUUUCAAAUAUGACAGAGCUUACUCUCAUGGAUUGCAACCUCUCAGAUGAAUGUCUCCCAAUACUUCUCAAGUGGUUUGUUAAUGUGACAUGUCUAGACUUAUCAUAUAGCAAUUUCAAAAUUCUUCCUGAGUGCCUUAGUGAAUGUCACCAUCUUGUUCUAAUUACUGUGAGGGACUGCGAGUCCCUUGAGGAAAUUAGAGGGAUUCCACCAAAUCUUAAAUGGCUUUCUGCAAGCGAAUGCAAAUCAUUGAGUUCCUCAAGUAAAAGAAAGUUAAUGAGUCAGAAACUACAUGAGGCUGGAUGCACCUAUUUUGAAUUCCCAAACGGAACAGAGCAGGGGAUACCAGAUUGGUUUGAGCACCAAAGCAGGGGACUCACACUUUCUUUCUGGUUUCGUAAAGAAAUCCCUUCAAUAACUUGUAUAUUUAUUCUUCCGGAAGGCUUUCUUGAUACCAAUAGGGUCUAUGUUUUUGUGAAUGGUUAUAUUGAGACAGAAUAUUGCCACAAUAGUUUGCUGACUGACCAUACAACUUUGUUUCAUACCUCGAAAUUGAAUAGAUUCAGUAAAAGACAAUGCGAGAAAGAACUUUUGAAAAAUGAAUGGAUCCAUGUGGAGUUUAAGUUGGAUGAUUGGGAUUUUAAAAUACUUAGUGAGGAAGAGAAGAAUAAAAGAUUAAGGAGUGGUCAAAUGGGAAUCCACGUGUGGAAUGAGAAAAGCAACACAGAGGAGAAGAAUGUGGUAUUCACUGAUCCUUAUAUUAGAAAGAGAAAAUCAGAUGAACAUCGCAAUGCUUCGUUAUUACAAUUUCACCCACCGCUGAAAAAGCAAAGGUUAGUGAAAAAGCAACAACAUCUAGCUUUAGUGUCAGCCAUGCGGAACUUGGUUCUUAAUGAAACAAAAGAAUUGGAACACCAUGGCUAGAUUGAUUCCUUGCUCCAGAAAGGAGAGGCUACAGCUAUCAACUUGUCAUUUCUGUUUACAAGUCAAUAACAGAAAUUCAUCUGUAGUUGUCUGGCUUUUUGCAUUGUCAUACGAAAUGUUUUGAGUAUGAAUUGAACAUUGCACAUGAUCCUUCUGCAAACUCGACAUAUUUCCUUUCGUGUUAUCCAUGCCUGCCCUGGAAAAAAGCAUUCUGAUCUAAAGGAACUCAUAUGGGAUAAAGAACUGAAUCUGUGAGCCAACAUUCAUGAAAUACUUUUGCCAGAGUCAUGACCUAUGCAGUAUAAAAUAAUAAUGCAAUUUGUGUUUUUAUUUGAAUAAAUUUCAGGAGGCCAUCCUUGGAUAAUGUAUUCGAAUGUCGACGCGUUUGUAAACUAUUCUUUCCUUGGAUAAUUGAAAGAAAAAGAAAAUACCAUGAA